This is a messenger RNA of Patiria miniata (bat star), 1152 nucleotides long. RefSeq lists its product as uncharacterized. The coding region runs from base 1 to 1152 and encodes 383 amino acids. The transcript has 4 exons. The record is from RefSeq and is a predicted model, not a curated record. Lineage: Eukaryota; Metazoa; Echinodermata; Asteroidea; Valvatida; Asterinidae.
AUGACAAGGAGAAAUGGUAAGAUUGGUCGUCUUGUCGCCAAACAGCAACAGUACAGACAGCGACGUUUCAAGCGUAACAUACCCCCUGAGGCUGAGCAGUCAGCCCCUCCAUCCACAGUUAUUAACCUCUCAUCAUCUACCCUUUCAGAUUCAGAACACAGCCUGCUCUCCAAGGGACUCAACUUCUGCCCCACUCCCCCCACAGCCUCAAUCAGAGAAGAACGUGAGGCCCUUAAGACUCUACGAGCACGGAAGGACAUCAUCAUCAAACCAGCUGACAAGGGCUCUGCUGCUGUUGUCAUGGGCCGUCAGCAAUACAUCGAUGAAGCCAUGAGACAACUCAACAACCAAACUAACUAUAAACCCCUUGACACUGAUCCAACAGGUAUUCAGAACCAGGUCCCCAACACAGCUAUCAUCGGUACUUUUGAUGUGUCCUCUUUGUACACCAACAUUCCCCAAGAUGAAGGGAUUGCUGCCUGCUCUUCAGCUUUGGCUAAGAGCAGUCACGACUCACCGCCCAUUUCUGAUAUAGUAUCCCUCAUGAACCAUGUUCUAACUAAAAACAAUUUUUCGUUCAUGGGUAAGAAUUUCCUACAGGUACAUGGCACCGCUAUGGGUACACGGAUGGCACCAUCAAUGGCCUGCCUAUUCAUGAGCCAACUUGAACAGCGCAUGUUGGCGUCAGCCCCGUGCCGUCCCUGGGUCUGGUGGCGCUAUAUUGAUGACAUCUUUUUCAUCUGGACCAGUGAUGGAUCUAGCCUCACAGCAUUCAUUAAUCACAUCAAUUCCUUCCAUAGGACCAUCAAAUUCACAACCGAAUACUCAACCAAGGAUACCCACUUUCUGGAUGUCAAGGUUCUAAAGACGGACGAUGGUUUGAUCACAGAUCUCUUAGUUAAACCCCCAGAUAAACACCAAUAUCUCCACUCAACCAGCUGUCAUCCCCGACACUGCAAAACCAGCAUAGCCUACAGUCAGGCCCUCAGACUCCGUCGAAUCUGUUCUAAAGAUUCCGAUUUUAUCCACCACUCACAGGAACUUAAGAAACACCUCGUCUCCCGGGGUCAUAGCUCCCUGGCAGUCCAUCGAGCAAUCCAGAAAGUCAAGGCUCGCUCCAGGGAGUCAGUACUUUCAAAAAGACCUGUUUAA